AUGUUGACCCACCUCAGAGCCCGUAGCAGGAGUUUGUUCCCCAGCUACAAGCUCGGCAGCCGGACUCAAGCCGCCAAAGAACCGGUGGAGUAUCUGGACUUCACCAACACCUUUGUUAAACCAUGGAGCUCCAUGCAGGAUCUGAGCAGAGACAUCUAUGAUCUUUAUGCUGAGUACGAAGAUGAGGAAGAGGAGGGUCGAUUCCCGGUGUCUCCCUCCCACCUGCUGCUCUCUCCAACCAAACACUUCACUCUCAAUAUCAACGUUGGAGGAACGCUGUAUCACUUGCCCUACAGGUUAGCUGCAAGGUACCCCAAGACAAGGAUUGGCCGGUUGGCCACGUACACAGACCACAGCAGGAAGUUGGACCUGUGUGACGACUACAUCGUCCAGAGCAACGAGUUCUUCUUUGACCGGGACCCUAAAAUCUUCCACAACAUCUUCAACUUCUACAGAACUGGAGUGUUGUGCAUUAAAGACGAGCUGUGUCCACGCAACUUCCUGGAGGAGAUAAACUACUGGGGUGUCCGAAUCAGAAACAGCCAACGCUGCUGCCGCAUCUCCUUCGAGGAGAGGCAGGACGAGCUGAACGAGCAACUCAAAAUCCAGAAACAGCUGAUAGCAGAGGUGGAGAUGGAGGAGAACGAGGCGUUAUUUGAUGGCAUGGCCUUCGGCCUGAUCCGAAGGUGGAUCUGGAACCUGAUGGAGAAGCCUUUCUCCUCCAUCACUGCCAAGCUGAUGGGGAUCGCUUCCUCCAUCUUUGUGCUGGUAUCGCUGGUCGCCAUGACGCUCAACACUGUGGAGGAGAUGCAGUACAAGACAGCGUCGGGCGAACCCAGCGGCAGAUUCUAUGGCGAGAACGUGGAGACGUUCUGCAUCACCUUCUUCACCUUGGAGUACCUGCUGCGCCUGGCGUCCACCCCCGACCUCAAGUGUUUUGGACGCAGCAUGCUGAACACCGUCGACAUGGUGGCCAUCCUGCCGCACUACCUGCAGAUGGCCUUGGAGUACUUCGAAGACGAGGACAUGCACCUGCACUCGGGGGACAUCGAGACCGUUGCGCGUGUCGGAAAGGUGGGUCAGGUUCUGAGGAUCAUGCGUCUGAUGCGAAUCUUCAGGAUCUUGAAGCUGGCUCGUCACUCGACAGGCCUCAGGGCCUUCGGCUUUACACUGAGACAGUGCUACCAGCAGGUGGGCUGUUUACUGCUCUUCAUCGGCAUGGGCAUCUUCAUGUUUUCAGCCAUGGUGUACACUGUGGAGCACGACGUUUACAACACCAACUUUACCUCCAUGCCGCACGCAUGGUGGUGGGCCGCUGUGAGUAUUUCCACAGUGGGCUACGGCGACAUGUUCCCUGAGACCAACCUGGGCCGUAUCUUCGCCUUCGCCUGCAUCUCCUUCGGCGUCAUCCUCAACGGCAUGCCCAUCUCCAUCCUCUACAACAAGUUCUCCGACUAUUACACCAAGCUCAAGACCCACGAGUACACGGCCGUCACCAGGGCCCGCGGGAAGGUGCAGUUUGCCAAGAGAGCGGCAAAGAGGUUGGCUGAGUGCUGCGAGGACGUCGUACAGCAGAGGACAUCCCGUCUGCAGUGAGCCAGGACUACAGUAAGAUCUGAAGUGACAGUCAGGGAUGUGAUCAGGACAGCAGAGACAGCAGAGACUGCCAGUUUAUGGAACUGCAAAUGAACCUGGGACAUCCUGCACAGGUCAUUAUGCCACUCAGAGUCAUUGAACCAGUACCUGCUGAGAAAUCUCCAGCUGUCUGGACCUCCGGUAACACACUUUUGAGGACGAUAUUUUUCCUGAAAGGACAUUUAAAAGUUAUAUAUGAGAUUUAGAACAUAGAUAUAGCAGCAUGUCACUAUAUAUAUGAUGGAGUCACUAUGUCCUGAGCAGAGAAUGACACUAUCACUCUGCCUGUGUUGCUAUCGCAGCCUCUCUCUGGUUUGUUUACAACGCCAAGGCUGGCCGCAAAUGCAGGUUGGUGCAUGUGAGUCUCCCUCCCUGUACAACUGAGGAGACUGGCUGAAACUGUGUUUUUUUUUUUUCUAAUCUACGUUGCUGAAUUAAUUUACCUUCUGUCCACUUUGAUUGAAGUUAUGAAAGGAUGAUAUGCAAGGUAAAACUACUGUUUUUAUCUAUUAUAUAUUAUUGGUUGAACAAGAGCUAUAUCUCUGUAGGAAUCCUUUCCAUAAUGUUGUCAGACUCUUAGAAUAACAAUCUGAGCCUGUCAGUGGCAGAAACCUUUAGUGGAUGUACAAGAAUUAGUUAACGUUACAUGACAGCCAUUGCAGCCCGUUUCGCUAUUUUUACAUCUAACUCUGACCUAAGGGUUUACUUAUAACCAGAGAGGGCGAUUGUUGGGAAGUUCUGUUUUGUUUCUGUCCAGUUUGUAGUGUUUUACGAUUAUCUGCGAGGUAAUAUGUCCAUUGUUUUAGUCUGAGAUGCUGGUGCUCUAGUGCGACAUCUGCUGGCAAUGAAUUUCGUAUAUAUAACCUUUAAUUAAACUUACCUCUAUCAUCCUUUAUACGUG
This is a messenger RNA of Morone saxatilis (striped sea-bass), 2536 nucleotides long. It is a transcript of the gene kcnv2a, whose product is annotated as potassium channel, subfamily V, member 2a. Gene Ontology annotation, biological process: potassium ion transmembrane transport; protein homooligomerization. Gene Ontology annotation, molecular function: voltage-gated potassium channel activity. Bases 1 to 1596 code for a protein of 531 amino acids. The record is from RefSeq and is a predicted model, not a curated record. Lineage: Eukaryota; Metazoa; Chordata; Actinopteri; Moronidae. The transcript has 9 exons. Gene Ontology annotation, cellular component: membrane; voltage-gated potassium channel complex.